CCAUUUCUCCUGGGCAGCAGUAUUCAUGUCUUGAGGGAUAUUGAUCAGCUCCGGACAUAAUACUAGUUACGGCCACCAUAACGCUGGACGAGGGAGGUUGGAAAGGUCCCCUUCACCCCCAUUCCCAUCAGCACACGGGACCCGGGGGGCCAGCGAUACCUUUGGGAGUUGCUGGACCACCUCACGGCGUUCUACCUCAUUCUCUACAUCCCAGCAGCCCGGCAUACGGACAUCCGCCGUAUUCGUCAAUUGCAACAGUACCAAAUAACCCCGUUCAUCAGUGUCCUUCUGGACCCAUGCCAGGACCUAUGCCGCCCCAUCAUCCUGGACCUGGGGUUGUUUCCCACCCGCCCGGCAUGCCUGAUGGACGCCCAUUGGAUCACGGACGUCACACUCCAUAUUUUGGACAGCCUGAUUAUAGAAUAUAUGAAAUGAAUAAAAGGCUACAACUACGAACUGAGGACAGUGAUAAUCUUUGGUGGGAUACAUUUGCCACAGAAUUUUUUGAAGAUGAUGCAACAUUGACAUUGACAUUUUGUUUGGAAGAUGGACCAAAGAGAUAUACAAUAGGCAGAACCUUAAUUCCACGAUACUUCCGAAGUAUAUUUGAAGGAGGAGUAACUGAUUUAUAUUUUAAUCUGAAGCAUCCUAAGGAGUCCUUCCACAAUACAACCAUUACCUUAGACUGUGAUCAGUGUUCCAUGGUUGCUCAUCAUGGGAAGCCCAUGUACAACAAAGUAAGUGUGGGGUCGUCCAUAAUGAGAAGUUCAAGUACAACAAAGUAAGUAUGGGGUCGUCCAUAAUGGGAAGUUCAUGUACAACAAAGUAAGUGUGGGGUCGUCCAUAAUGAAAAGUUCAUGUACAACAAA
Molecule: messenger RNA, 869 nt
Organism: Limulus polyphemus (Atlantic horseshoe crab)
Lineage: Eukaryota; Metazoa; Arthropoda; Merostomata; Xiphosura; Limulidae
Product: LIM domain-binding protein 2-like
Exons: 4
Coding region: 297-785 (162 amino acids)
Biological process (GO): nervous system development; positive regulation of transcription by RNA polymerase II; negative regulation of transcription by RNA polymerase II
Cellular component (GO): nucleus; transcription regulator complex
Molecular function (GO): LIM domain binding
Source: RefSeq, a predicted model, not a curated record